CUUCGAAACGUUCCCCGAACAAAUGGGGACUUCCUGGCUCCUGCGCUCCAACCUCUCUUCUUCAACAUUCGGACUUCUGAGCUCUCCCUUCUAGGGCACACAUUUCUUAUUCAUAUCCAAGUCUUGACAAUGAAGCGCGAUUUCUACGAAAUCUCCGACGACGAAUGGGAGAACCAUUCCUUCAAGCCUUCUCGAGUUCUGAAGAAAACACAGACUUCUGCUCCGCCGCCGAUCGAGUCCUUUGCUUAUAGGUCUGCUAAGCAAGAGAAUUCUGAUCAAAGUAGCGAUGAUUGCGUCCUAGUGGCAGACAAUUUGGAGGAUGAGGAUGUGGAACUUGAGGAAGGCAAGGCUGGGGCAGUAGUAAAUCGUGGCCGUCGGUUCGUUGUCGAUGACGAGGAGAGCGAUAGGGAUGCUCCGGAAGUGUAUGAAAUUAAGUCAACGGAUGAGGACGAAGUAGAAGAGGACGAAGCGGAUGAAAACGAUGUAGUGGGAAGGGCUUUGUACAAGUGUUCAAAAAUAUCUGCAGAAUUGAAAAGAGAGCUAUAUGGGUCAUCGGGGACUGCUUGCGAUCGGUAUUCUGAGUCAGAAUCUUCUUCAGUGAGGAUUGUAAAUCAGGAUGAUAUUGAUGUGGCAUGCGGGUCUGAGGAUUCUGAUUUUCAGCCCAUCCUCAAGCCGUAUCAGUUGGUUGGUGUCAACUUUCUGCUUUUGUUGUAUCGGAAGGGUAUUGGAGGAGCGAUAUUGGCAGAUGAAAUGGGUCUUGGGAAAACGAUUCAGGCGAUCACAUAUCUAACCUUACUGAAACACCUGCACAAUGAUCCUGGCCCGCAUCUUAUAGUGUGUCCUGCUUCUGUUUUGGAAAAUUGGGAAAGGGAGCUGCAAAGGUGGUGUCCAUCCUUUCCUGUUCUACAAUACCACGGCUCUGGACGAGCAACAUACUUCAAGGAGUUAAGCUAUUUGUCUAAGGCGGGAUUACCUCCUCCAUUUAACGUUCUCCUUGUGUGUUAUUCACUUUUUGAACGGCACAGUGCACAGCAGAAAGAUGAUCGCAGAAUUCUGAAGCGUUGGAAGUGGAGCUGUGUUUUGAUGGAUGAGGCACAUGCUUUGAAGGAUAAAAAUAGUUAUAGGUGGAAGAAUCUAAUGUCUGUUGCACGCAAUGCAAACCAGCGUUUGAUGCUGACAGGGACACCCCUUCAAAAUGAUCUACAUGAAUUAUGGUCAUUGUUGGAGUUUAUGAUGCCAGAUAUUUUUGCUACCGAAGAUAUUGACUUGAAAAGGUUACUGAAUACAGAAGAUGGAGAUUUAGUUGGUCGCAUGAAGUCCAUCUUGGGGCCAUUUAUUUUACGGCGACUAAAAUCUGAUGUGAUGCAGCAACUUGUUCCUAAAAUUCAACGAGUUGAAUAUGUUGCAAUGGAAGUGCAGCAGGAAAGUGCUUAUAAGGAAGCCAUCGAGGAGUACCGUGCUAUUUCACAAGGUCGUAUGGCAAAAUGUUCUGGGCCUAACUCUAACAAUAUUCUUGAAGUUCUUCCUCGUCGACAAAUCAACAAUUAUUUUGUACAGUUUCGGAAGAUUGCAAACCAUCCCUUGUUGAUUAGGCGAAUCUAUAGUGAUGAGGAUGUUAUUCGCUUUGCUACGAAGUUACAUCCAGUGGGUGCUUUUGGCUUUGAAUGUACUUUGGACAGAGUUAUUGAGGAGCUUAAAAGUUACAAUGACUUCUCUAUUCACCGGCUUUUACGUCAUUAUGGUGUCAAUGAUAGAAAGGGUGUCCUUCCAGAUAGAAAUGUUAUGUCUUCUGCAAAAUGUCGGGCCUUAGCAGACCUUCUUCCUUCACUUCAAAAGGGUGGUCAUCGUGUUUUAAUAUUUAGUCAGUGGACAUCUAUGCUUGAUAUAUUGGAGUGGACACUUGAUGUCAUUGGAUUGACCUACAGACGGCUUGAUGGAAGUACGCAGGUAACAGAGAGGCAAACAAUAGUUGAUACGUUCAAUAACGAUACUUCAAUAUUUGCUUGCUUGCUUUCUACGAGAGCUGGGGGACAAGGCUUGAACUUGACAGGAGCUGAUACUGUUGUAAUUCAUGACAUGGAUUUCAAUCCACAGAUUGAUAGACAGGCAGAAGAUCGUUGUCAUAGGAUAGGUCAAACGAAGCCUGUAACUAUUUAUCGGCUGGUGACUAAGGGUACGGUUGAUGAAAAUGUAUAUGAGAUUGCAAAAAGAAAGCUUGUAUUGGAUGCUGCGGUCCUUGAAUCUGGCAUGGAGAUGGACGAUAAAGGUGACAUGCCUGAGAAGACCAUGGGAGAGAUAUUGUCUGCAAUUUUAUUGGGUUAAAGUAUGGAAGACAAGAAGAAAAUUUUCCCUUCUUGCCUCCCAAAGUUGACACUCCUAGUUUUUCAGAACCAUCCCAAGAGGUAGGGGAAAGAGGAUUGGUAACCCUGAUAAAUUGGUGAGAAAAUCACAAGGUGUACAUUAACAUUAAUCUAUAGAUGGCACAUGAUUAGUCAUGUUUUGAGUAUCAAUAGGAGAAUGAGUAUGAAUAUCAUUGUAAUGAUUAACCACUGUAUUGCACUCAUUUUUCUUGAAGCCCCAAAGGGCAGAAGUUGCUUGAGUUGUUGUCUGAUCGCAAUAGUGGAUGUUGUUAACUAAUAGCAACGUUUAAGUUUAUUUGAAGCUGCAGAUUUUUCUGCUCCAUAUGUUUUUACUCAUGAUGUUAAGUUCAAAGUUCAGGAGCAGCCAAUCUAAUUUUAAUUGUAUUGCUUUCACAACCAGUUGUAUGUAUUCUGGGUAUUUUAUGAGAUAUUAGAUUUUGAUUA
Molecule: messenger RNA, 2804 nt
Organism: Prosopis cineraria
Lineage: Eukaryota; Viridiplantae; Streptophyta; Magnoliopsida; Fabales; Fabaceae
Product: protein CHROMATIN REMODELING 19
Exons: 12
Coding region: 130-2322 (730 amino acids)
Cellular component (GO): nucleus
Molecular function (GO): ATP binding; chromatin binding; DNA binding
Source: RefSeq, a predicted model, not a curated record